AUGACGUCCGUGCAGCCCAAGCCCGAAUAUCCCGGCAAACUGCUUCAAGCGGCGUCGAUUGCCAAGCCUUUCCAAGAGAGCAUCCAGAGCGAGAUUAAAAUCCGCAAGGACAAGAACCUUCCUGUUCCCAAGCUCGUUGGUAUCCUUGCCAAGCCAAACCCUCCUUCUAUGGCCUAUGCAGAAUGGACGGCCAAUGCUUGCCAAGCUGUUGGUAUUAAUUUCGAAAUUUGGAAGACCUGGGAUGAUUCUGUUGAUGUGACUGAAUCACAACGGGACGAUUCUCAGAGUCUUCAGAACUUCGACUUGGAAGCCGAUGUAGAGGAUCUGAUUUUGGCCGCUAACCGCGAUAAGAGUGUGGACGGCAUCAUGGUGUAUUACCCUAUUUUUGGCGGUCGUCAAGAUACGUACCUUCAGCAGAUUGUUGAUCCUCGUAAGGAUGUCGAAGGUCUUCACUUCUUUUACUGCUGGAACAUGUACCACAAUGUUCGCUGGAUCAAACCAUCGCAGCUAGGUAGUGCCCCAGGCACAUCAAACGAAGCCGACCUCCGGGGUCUCGACUCUAAUGUACUAGACGAGGAUAAUGUCCCCCCUGGCUUUUGCAAGAGUAUUCUUCCUUGCACACCCUUGGCAGUUGUUAAGAGUCUGGAAGCUGUCGGCGUUUAUGACACCAAGUUGCCUUAUGGUGACCGCUUGUACGGAAAGACUAUCACCGUUGUCAACCGCUCAGAAGUUGUCGGUCGUCCUCUUGCUGCCCUGUUAGCCAAUGAUGGUGCCCGUGUCUUCUCUGUGGACAUCGACUCAAUUGUUGAGUUCAACAAACGCCGAGAUGGCGACUCGGUCAGCACCGUUGUUUCUGGCUACAAGAAAUCUAGGGAAGUUAUUGAGGCGCAUGAGCAGAAUAGUUCGGCCCGACUUCGUUCCUCCCAUGUCGUUCGUGCUAGCCCGUUCCAGGACUCGGAAAGCUGCAUCCGGUCAUCAGACGUUGUGAUCGGUGGUGUUCCUGCUGCCAGUUUCAAGAUUCCUACGGAUUGGAUCAAGCAAGACGCUAUUUGCAUUAACUUCAGCUCAGAGAAGAACUUUGAGCCAAACGUGCGUAGCCGUGCUUCCGCGUACCUUCCUGCCAUUGGCAAAGUGACUGUGUCUAUGCUUCAACGGAACCUUCUCCGUUUAGUGGAGUACAAAGAGAUGGCGCAGCAGUCGUCCUAA
This is a messenger RNA of Malassezia sympodialis ATCC 42132, 1206 nucleotides long. RefSeq names its product methylenetetrahydrofolate dehydrogenase (NAD(+)) (gene MTD1). NCBI's taxonomy places the organism in Eukaryota, Fungi, Basidiomycota, Malasseziomycetes, Malasseziales, Malasseziaceae. Gene Ontology annotation, molecular function: methylenetetrahydrofolate dehydrogenase (NAD+) activity; methylenetetrahydrofolate dehydrogenase (NADP+) activity. Gene Ontology annotation, biological process: purine nucleobase biosynthetic process. Gene Ontology annotation, cellular component: cytosol. The record is from RefSeq and is a predicted model, not a curated record.